GGCAGAAAACCGGCGAGGAGGGGAUUGUUUCUCGCACGAUGCUCGCAGCUGGUGGCUUUCUAGCUCCCUUUCUUCUUACGGACAACCCGAUGCAAAGCUGACGCAUUCAGAAGUCAUCCUCCAAGGCAUUCUUCAACCUGUAGCCCAAAGGGACGUUUCCAACUUCGGCAUAAGGACACCAUAAAAAGGAACCGCGGAUGCUAGUGAGGCAAACCUGCUCGGAGGGAAAGAGGGAGGGAACGCUUUUUUUCAUGACCUCGCCUCCUCCGACAUCUUUGCACCCGGAACCUUCGCUGAUCCCUGACUGGUUUCCCAGUCGGACGCUAACUUCUGCUACUCUCAAGAUGGCGGCGCCCACGGGCGAGGGUCGGACGGGGGGCCUCUCUCUUCUCCCCGGCGGGGCAGCGCCGUACGGGAAUUUCCCAGACUAUUCCCGCUUCCACCCGCCGGAGGGGCGCCUCCGCCUUUUGCCCGGUUCGCUCCUGAGCGAGCUCUUCCCGAGCCCUCGUGCGGGGCCCCUUUUGGGGCUGGACGUGGGAUGCAAUUCAGGGGAGCUCAGCAUCGCUCUCUAUAGACACUUCCUUGAGCCUGAAGAGAACAAAGCUGGCCUUGAUUGUUCUGCACCUGUAAAGGACUUCCAUCUUCUUUGCUGUGACAUUGAUCCUGAGCUGAUUGAGAGAGCCCAGCAAAGUAGCCCUUUCCCAGGCUCCAUUUCCUAUGCUACCCUAGAUAUCAUGGACUCCCACGCAAGGGAGGUGCUGCUGAGCUCCUAUCUGACCAGGUUUGGCCGUUCUGUCUUUGAUAUUUGCUUCUGUAUGUCUGUGACCAUGUGGAUCCACCUGAACCAUGGGGACCGUGGCCUGGAGAAGUUCCUGUCCUGCCUUGCCUCGAAGUGCACUUACUUGCUUAUUGAACCCCAGCCAUGGAAGUGUUACCGCGCAGCUGCCCGGCGCCUGCGGAAACUGGGCCGGAAUGACUUUGACCAUUUCCGAUCGCUCACCAUCAAUGGGAACAUGGAAGAGAAAAUCACUCAGAUUUUGAUCAAGGACUGUGCCAUGGAACUCACCUGUUGCUUUGGAAGCACCAGCUGGGAUAGGAGUCUCCUGCUAUUUCACUCGAAACCGUGUGAAAAUAAGCUGUCAUCAAAGUCUUAGACAUUCAUUGUUCUGGUCAGAGGUAAACUGGUGAGUCAUUGGCAGGACUGCUUGUUCUCUACCGCUCAGGAACAGCACUACAAGAGCACAGAAGCAGGAAAGGAGCCCGUUAUCUUGAAAAGCAUCAUCAUUGAGAUAGUUGUUUAUUUUAAACACUGCUCAGGUCAUUAAAGGCUGCAAAAGGGGACUUGAAUGUCUGUUCACAAUAUGGGUGCAAUCCAAAAACAUGAGGAAACGGUGCAGAAUGGACGAUUUCCACUGGUGGGGAGCAAGGCUCGAGUGCUUUCCUUCUCUCCUUGAUGUGCAGAUACAAAAUAUAUGCCCAGUGUAAUUACUUUGCAUAAUCACGUUGGAUUCCAUUGUACAAUUUUAUUUACUUUAUCAUGGAGUUUUGAUAUUUAUUUCUUAAAUAAAAGUAAAUGCCCUCAUUCCCAACUUUUUUUUUUCCAUGAUAAAGCCGAUGGGCUGAUUAUGCACUCCAGGGAUAAUUUUCAAUAUUGCGUGUUUCCAGCACUUUUUCCAACACGUCACCCACCCCUGAGCUAGGAAGAGGAUUCCAUUCCAGGGCAAGCAUAGAGCUCUCAUCUGUGUGUAUCCUGGCUUCUUGAUUUUCAGAAUGUGUGGGUGCUGGCCCUUGUCCACCUCAUAGUGCUAACAGCCAAGAGAGAUGUAUCUAUGACAAAGCCCAAGAGAUUGUCUCUUGUCAGUAUACAUCGGUGGCAUGCAAAGGAUCUCCCUUGGUAGAAUGGGCUUCCAUCUUUCAGUUUCACAUUACAUUUUAUCCCAUAGUUCAUGUUGCAGAGAUCAGCUCACUACCUUUUUUUUCUUGAUCCGUUCUUUGGGAGGUGGGUAGACAGGCUGAUCUGACUUGGAAUUUUACCCUGUUGAUUAAUAUUUACUUUUAUAGAUUUUAAUUGGUACUGGGUAGAGAUGGAGAUGAAUAUAAAAACGGAUCGGUUUUUUUAAACUAAUAUCGCCAAAUUGUCAUAUAUUUGUCAAUUUGUAUUCAUCAAAUUUGAAGUCCCGACGAAUACAGAUCGACAAAUAUUUCCCCGUUUUUAUUUGUCCCAGCA
Molecule: messenger RNA, 2227 nt
Organism: Pogona vitticeps (central bearded dragon)
Lineage: Eukaryota; Metazoa; Chordata; Lepidosauria; Squamata; Agamidae
Gene: BCDIN3D
Product: BCDIN3 domain containing RNA methyltransferase
Biological process (GO): negative regulation of pre-miRNA processing
Cellular component (GO): cytoplasm
Molecular function (GO): RNA methyltransferase activity; O-methyltransferase activity
Source: RefSeq, a predicted model, not a curated record